This is a messenger RNA of Oncorhynchus mykiss (rainbow trout), 1249 nucleotides long. Its product is annotated as T-cell ecto-ADP-ribosyltransferase 1. The record is from RefSeq and is a predicted model, not a curated record. Gene Ontology annotation, molecular function: NAD+ poly-ADP-ribosyltransferase activity; NAD+-protein-arginine ADP-ribosyltransferase activity. Lineage: Eukaryota; Metazoa; Chordata; Actinopteri; Salmoniformes; Salmonidae.
AAAUCUGACCAGGUAUAAGUAGAUCUUAUCAGACAGUCUGCAAAACAGUGAAGCUGAACAAUACAAAACUACCUCUAUCGUGCUCCAGUCUGGUGCUGUUGAAGUCAUGGGGCGAGACAACAUCCUAACCUUUGCUGUGCUGUGUGUCUUCCAUGUUUGGACUCUGGGUGUGGACUCGAAGAUGGUUCAUCUCCAUCAGCCUGGUCUCAAUUCCAGCAUACCCUUAGACAUGGUCCCUGACUCUGUUGACGACAUGUAUAACGGCUGCACUGAACAAAUGUACAACAAGGUGCAGAAGGAAUAUCUUGUACAUGAAAACAAAGAGCCCUUCAAAAAUGCCUGGAAGUGGGCCGAAAGGUGUGCAAAAAAUGUGAAGGAACGAUUCCGAAAGGACAAGUCUGAGUACAAUGUUAGCGACAAACUUUCACAUAAUCAUAUCAAGGCUAUCUGUGCUUACACAACAGGUCAUCCUUCAAUACACUCAGAGUUCAACCAAGCAGUCCGGACCAAUAGAUAUAAGUAUACAACCUCCUUCCAGUUCCACUCCCUGCAUUUCUUCCUGACUGACGCCAUUCGCCUCCUGAAAAAGAAGCAAUCUUGUCACAUCACAUACAGAAGAACCAAAAUGAAGUUUGUGGGUAAAGUUAACAAAACUAUUAGAUUUGGCUACUUUGCCUCCAGCUCUCUUAACAAGGACAAUUCUGAAUUUGGAGACAAGUCCUGCUUUGAGAUAGAGACGUGUUUUGGCGCUUACCUGAAGUCCUUCCCCAAAAUGGGGACAAAAGAAGAGGAGGUGUUGAUUCCACCCUAUGAAGUGUUCAACGUUACUGAAGUACUCAAGAAAGAAGACGAUCCAACACUUUGGUGUGAUGUUGUGAACAAACUACAGAGCACCAAAAUAGCCAAGAGUAACCUGAAUUGCAAAAUGUUUAAGAAGCCAAUUUUUAAUUAAGAAAAUUAACAUUGAGUCAUUGUCCCUAAAGAGGAUGUAAUUCAACCAGCUCAGCUUCUUAUUCUCAGGCUUCUUACAAAAAUAAUAAAAUGUUGAGUGACCAUAGUUUCUAUUGUAAUAAGUUAAUUGGUGUUUAUUUGUGGAUGUUACAUACAAACCUCAUCCUGACUACCAGAAAUAGUUAUUAUUAAGAUGUGUGUAUUAACCUGUGUAUCAGACUCCAUAGGAGACUUUAAAGCACUUAUAUACCUUCUGCAGCUUGUGGCAAAAUGAAUAAAGAAAAUCAUUGAGCAAGAA